Molecule: messenger RNA, 3470 nt
Organism: Balaenoptera acutorostrata (minke whale)
Lineage: Eukaryota; Metazoa; Chordata; Mammalia; Artiodactyla; Balaenopteridae
Gene: RBCK1
Product: RANBP2-type and C3HC4-type zinc finger containing 1
Exons: 13
Coding region: 124-1656 (510 amino acids)
Biological process (GO): proteasome-mediated ubiquitin-dependent protein catabolic process; protein linear polyubiquitination; positive regulation of canonical NF-kappaB signal transduction
Cellular component (GO): LUBAC complex
Molecular function (GO): ubiquitin binding; ubiquitin-protein transferase activity
Source: RefSeq, a predicted model, not a curated record
GCCCCGCCCACUCCCCCACCCCUCCCGCGGCGCUGCCGGCUAGGCUGCUCCGCAGGUGACCGGGAGGUGGCUUUUCCCCGGAGCUGCAGCCCCCUCCUGGGGGGAUGGGCACAACCACGCCAGAUGGACGAGAAGAUCAAGAAAGCUGAGGAGGUGGCCCAGAGACUCAGCCGAGCAGUGGCUGGCGGGGAUGAACAGGUGGCUAUGCAGUGUGCCAUAUGGCUGGCAGAGCAACGGGUGCCCCUGAACGUGCAACUGAAGCCUGAGGUCUCCCCGACACAGGAUAUCAGGCUGUGGGUGAGCGUGGAGGAUGCGCAGAUGCACACGGUCACUAUCUGGCUCACGGUGCGGCCGGACAUGACGGUGGCCUCCCUCAAGGACAUGGUGUUCCUGGACUAUGGCUUUCCGCCAACCCUGCAGCAGUGGGUGAUUGGGCAGCGCUUGGCCCGGGACCAGGAGACCCUGCACUCCCACGGGGUGCGGCGGAACGGGGCCAGCGCCUACCUCUAUCUGCUGUCAGCCUGCAACACCUCACUCAACCCUCAGGAGCUGCAGCGGGAGCGGCAGCUGCGGAUGCUGGAGGAUCUGGGCUUCAAGGACCUCACGCUGCAGCCACGGGGCCCCCUGGAGCCAGUCCCCCCGAAGCCCGGGGGCCCCCAGGAGCCGGGGCGGGGGCAGAACGACGCCGCGCCAGAGCCCCCGCCGGUGGGCUGGCAGUGCCCCGGUUGCACCUUCAUCAACAAGCCCACGCGGCCCGGCUGCGAGAUGUGCUGCCGGGCACGGCCCGAGGCCUACCAGGUCCCCGCCUCGUACCAGCCGGACGAGGAGGAGCGAGCGCGUCUGGCCGGCGAGGAGGAGGCGCUGCGCCAGUACCAGCAGCGGAAGCAGCAGCAGCAGGAGGGGAACUACCUACAGCACGUGCAACUGGAUCAGCGGAGCCUGGUGCUGAACACCGAGCCUACCGAGUGCCCCGUAUGCUACUCGGUGCUGGCGCCCGGCGAGGCCGUGGUGCUGCGUGAGUGUCUGCACACCUUCUGCAGGGAGUGUCUACAGGGCACCAUCCGCAACAGCCAGGAGGCCGAGGUUGCCUGCCCCUUCAUUGACAACUCCUACUCAUGCUCGGGCAAGCUGCUGGAGAGGGAGAUCCGGGCGCUCCUGAGCCCCGAGGAUUACCAGCGAUUUCUGGACCUGGGCAUCUCCAUUGCGGAAAACCGCAGUGCCUUCAGCUACCACUGCAAGACCCCGGACUGCAAAGGAUGGUGCUUCUUUGAGGAUGAUGUCAACGAGUUCACCUGCCCUGUGUGUUUCCACGUCAACUGCCUGCUUUGCAAGGCCAUCCACGAGCAGAUGAACUGCAAGGAGUACCAAGACGACCUGGCCCUGCGGGCUCAGAACGACGUGGCUGCCCGGCAGACGACGGAGAUGCUGAGGACCAUGCUGCAGCAGGGCGAGGCCAUGCACUGCCCACAGUGCCAGAUCGUGGUGCAGAAGAAGGAUGGCUGUGACUGGAUCCGCUGCACUGUCUGCCACACGGAGAUCUGCUGGGUCACCAAGGGUCCUCGCUGGGGCCCCGGGGGCCCAGGAGACACCAGCGGGGGCUGCCGCUGCCGGGUGAAUGGGGCUCCUUGCCACCCCAGCUGUCAGAACUGCCACUGAGCUGAGGAUGACCUGGUCCCCAUGCUGACCCAGCCCCACAUCUGCAAGCUGCUGUGGGACAGGGCUGGUGCUUUGGCUCUGAUUUCUGGCCUUGGAGAUGCCUUUGCGCUUGGCUGAGACAGGGGCCCUGAAGAGGCCAAGGCCCCUGAGCUGUGUGGAUGGCCUUAUUUGCUGUGGGCAUUGCAGAGGCCCUGCCUGAGCUGGCCAUUGUCCGCGGCUGCAUCUGCCCCAGUGCCUUUGCCCUUCCUGGGGCUUGCCAGCCAGACCUUUCAUCUCCUCUCUGUGGCUCCCAUCUCUGCCUAACCCAGCCUUAAACACAGCCCUGGCCGGAGGCCUUGCUGGAUGGAGCCUCUGAGAGCCCCGUGUGAGUCCACACUUCCCUCAUCCACCUUCCUCGUCUGCAGGACGCUGAGCACUCACAGCCUACCACCUCCCCUGUCGGCCUUCUGGGGGUGACUUUUCUCUGGCUUUGCUGUUGGAAGCCUGGGGCCUCUUAGAAUUGCUGCUAAUUCUGCUCAGAGCCAAGAGGGAGACCUGGCAGUUUCCAAAGACAGCCCAGCUGGUCCAGCUUCCGUAUCUCCCUCUUUGCCGCCUGUGUAAACUAAUUAAAAUGGUUUUCCAGGGGGCUUCCCUGGUGGCGCAGUGGUUGAGAAUCUGCCUGCCAAUGCAGGGGACACGGGUUCGGGCCCUGGUCUGGGAAGAUCCCACAUGCCGCGGAGCAACUGGGCCCGUGAGCCACAAUUACUGAGCCUGCGCAUCUGGAGCCUGUGCUCCAGACCUCCAGGCCUCUCUGUGCAACAAGAGAGGCCACGAUAGUGAGAGGCCCACGCACCACGAUGAAGAGUGGCCCCCGCUUGCCGCAACCAGAGAAAGCUCUCACACAGAAACGAAGACCCAACACAGCCAUAAAUAAAUCAAUUUUAAAAAAAGGUUUUCCGGGCUUCCCUGGUGGCGCAGUGGUUAAGAAUCUGCCUGCCAAUGCAGGGGACACGGGUUCGAGCCCCGGUCUGGGAAGAUCCCACAUGCCGCGGAGCAACUAAGCCCGUGAGCCACAACUACUGAGCCUGCGCGUCUGGAGCCUGUGCUCCGCAACGGGAGAGGCCGCGAUAGAGGUCUGCGCACCGCGAUGAAGCAACUGGAGAAAGCCCUUGCACAGAAAUGAAGACCCAACACAGCCAAAAAUAAAUAAAUAAAUUAAUAAAUGAAUUAAUUAAUUAAUUUAAAAAAAAAAGAAAUAGCUUUUAAAAAAAAAAAAAAAAGGUUUUCCAGGAAGGGAUGAGUGUGAUGUCGUGAGAGGGAGCAAAAGGGUCAUGGGCUGCGACUCUACACAGAGACAGGCAGGAUCCCAAGCUCUCCGGGAACUGCAGCCAAAAGUUGAUGUGUUGGCCCCCGUCAGUGUAGAACGCGGGUGCGGCUGAGCACUGGGAUACUUGCACCGGCCUGAGCACCCCUGCGCCCACUCGAGGGCAGGAUGCUCUGGGUCAGCGUUGGCCUGGACAGGCAGCUUGCAGUGUGUUCAGAGUCCACAAGGCGGGGUCUGCAGGUCAGCGUGGGCAUCAGGGGGAGGGAGGGGCCGAGGCAGCAGCUACAGGCUGGCAGGAAAUUCUUGCUGCAAACUUCUGACCUCUCCGUGGGCAUCCAGUGUUGGAGAACAGAGAUAUUUCAGGAAGAGGUGAACCUGCUGCAGUCGCGGGUGAGAUUGUGAUCCUCAUUUUUAACAUCUCAGACAAGAUGGCACAGUAUUGGUCCAGUGCUGUUUACUAAGCCCACUCUGUGCUGGCCAGAGAUUAAUAAAACACGGUUCUGGGCAUCCA